Epinephelus lanceolatus (giant grouper) is the source of this 1874-nucleotide messenger RNA. RefSeq names its product kelch repeat and BTB domain-containing protein 11-like. Gene Ontology annotation, molecular function: protein binding. The record is from RefSeq and is a predicted model, not a curated record. Lineage: Eukaryota; Metazoa; Chordata; Actinopteri; Perciformes; Serranidae.
AGGAGGAGAGAGAGAGUCCACGCGGUCACUGAACGCCUUUGUGCUCUCAGACACCUCCGGACUCUGCAGCGGGAGGACGCAGCGAGCCUCGGCGGACAGACAGGGGGAGAAUCCCGGCUUCAGCGGCCGCCGCGCCCCGCUGGAGGAGGAUGGAGGAUCCGGAGGGAGGUUUGUGAAACAGGAGCUGCGUGUGUGAAGAGGGAGAGGAGGAGGAGGAGGAGGAGGAGGAGGAAAACUUGAAACAACAGACAGAAUAAAGGAGGAGAGGAGGAGUAAAGGGGCGUUGAUUGUAGCAGAGGAAGUCGUCUGGAUCUGUGACGGGACCCGGAUCGAUCCGGAUCAAAUGGAGGCCGGAGAGGGGAGGCAGUCCGACACAUACUCCGGGGAUGUGAGCUCACACCUCGGCUCAGCAGCCGCAGACAUGUCGCAUGACAUCAGCGCAGACAACUGCUACGAGCUGCUGACAAAAGCCAAGCGCGCGGGCGCGGAGGGCGAGCGGGACCGGAUCUACCGUUACAUGAGCGACCACUUCCUGCAGGUGCUGCGGAGCCCCGGGGUGUACGGCCGGCUCACCGCGGGGGAGAGGGAGCUCAUCUUGGCCCGCAGGAUGGAGGGGACCAAGGUGCUGGCGGUGGCGGAGAGCAGCGAGGUGACUGACCGCGUGGGGAGCCGGGAGAACAGCCGGCCGCAGAGCCCGCUGCUGGCCGCCCCGGAGGACACCGGACACCGGCGGGUGUUGUUCCUCCACCCGGAGCGGCAGCAGUGGGAGGUGCUGACCAGCCUGCCGGAGGAGAUCCCGGCCAAAGGCUCCGGGAUGUGCACCAUGUAUAACUACCUGUUCGUGGCGGGGGGCAUGAGGGCGCACGGGGACGGCCGCUCCAAAGCGUCGGACCGGGUGUUCUGCUUCAACCCGCGGACCGGCCUGUGGAGCCAGGUCCGGCCUCUGAGCCAGCCCCGCUGCCAGCUGCGGCUGGUCUCCAUGGACGGACACCUGUACGCCAUCGGAGGGGAGUGUCUGUUCACGGUGGAGCGCUACGACCCGCGCGCGGACAGGUGGAGUCCGGUGGCGCCACUGCCCAAAGGCUCCUUUGCCGUUGCGCACGAGGCGACGUCGUGCGGCGGGGAGCUGUUCGUGUCCGGUGGCUCGCUCUUCUACCGGCUGCUGCGGUACGACUCCCGCCGGGACGAGUGGGAGGAGUGUCCGUUCAACGAAAGCCGGCGCCGCUCCACCGACAUGGUGGCGCACCGCAGCCUCGUGUACCGCUUCGACGUGGACCGGGAGCGCGCAGGUGUGAGCGUGUACAAGUACAACACGGUGGUGAAGGCGUGGCACGGCGGCGCCUUCUUCCCGCUCCACAACCCGCUGCCUUUCCGCUGUGCGGUGCUCGGGGACCGGAUCUACUGCGUCAACCGGAACCAGGCGGUGCAGUUCGAGGUCCGGGAGGAGCGCGAGGAGCAGGAGGGCUUCCUGCCGGAGCUGCUGCCCUCCCCCCCGGACACCAGAGGGGCCCUGGUGCCCUUCGUCCUCUGUCUGGACCGGGACCACUGAGGGGGCCCGGGACAGAUCCGGCAUGGUUCGGGACUGAAGAGGCCCGGGACAGAUCCGGGACUGUGAGCUGAAGGAGUCCAAACAACAGCUGUGCCUUUUUCUUUAACUCUUUAACUCCUGAUUAACAGAAACUUUAGCUUCACUUGUUGCUGCAUGGAAAAAAAAAAAAAAUCAGCUGAUGAAAGAUGAGAGGAAGUGACGUCAGCUGUUUGGAGUAAAUGAAUGUUGAUGUUUGAUGCAGUUUGUCAGAAGCUGAAACCUGACGUCACAACUUAUUUAUGUUUCUUUAUAAUUAACAGAAAGAAAAUAAAGUUAUAAAAGAUAA